Messenger RNA from Vitis riparia (riverbank grape), 1472 nucleotides. Its product is annotated as magnesium-protoporphyrin IX monomethyl ester [oxidative] cyclase, chloroplastic. Gene Ontology annotation, cellular component: chloroplast thylakoid membrane. Bases 83 to 1294 code for a protein of 403 amino acids. Gene Ontology annotation, biological process: chlorophyll biosynthetic process; photosynthesis. Gene Ontology annotation, molecular function: metal ion binding; magnesium-protoporphyrin IX monomethyl ester (oxidative) cyclase activity. Lineage: Eukaryota; Viridiplantae; Streptophyta; Magnoliopsida; Vitales; Vitaceae. The record is from RefSeq and is a predicted model, not a curated record. The transcript is spliced from 5 exons.
CCAUACUCGAGUUGUGUCACUACUCACCACCUCCUCCUCCUCACCACUACCACUAUCACUGCCCAUUGCAGUGUGGUGAAAAAUGAUGGCAGCAGAGAUGGCACUUGUGAAACCCAUCUCCAAGUUCAGCACUUCUACCCCAAACCCAAGAGCACCAUACUCCAAGGUGUUCAGGAUCAGCAUGUCUGCGACUUCACAGCCCAGCACAGGCAAGAGGCCCUCAAAGAAAGCAGCCAAAACAGCAAUCAAGGAGACCCUCCUCACGCCCAGGUUCUACACCACUGACUUUGAUGAGAUGGAGACCCUUUUCAACACUGAGAUCAACAAGAACCUCAACCAGACUGAGUUUGAAGCCCUGCUGCAAGAGUUCAAGACUGACUACAACCAGACCCAUUUUGUUAGGAACAAGGAGUUCAAGGAGGCUGCUGAUAAAAUUCAGGGUCCCCUCAGGCAGAUCUUUGUGGAGUUCUUGGAGAGGUCUUGCACUGCUGAGUUCUCUGGGUUUCUUCUCUACAAGGAGCUUGGACGAAGGCUUAAGAAAACCAAUCCAGUGGUAGCUGAGAUUUUCUCUCUUAUGUCCAGAGAUGAAGCCAGGCAUGCUGGAUUUCUGAACAAAGGUUUAUCUGAUUUCAAUUUGGCUUUGGACUUGGGGUUCCUCACAAAGGCUAGAAAGUACACCUUUUUUAAGCCCAAGUUCAUCUUCUAUGCAACAUAUUUGUCUGAGAAAAUUGGAUAUUGGAGAUACAUUACCAUAUACAGACAUCUCAAGGAAAAUCCUGAGUACCAACUGUAUCCCAUUUUCAAGUAUUUUGAGAACUGGUGCCAAGAUGAGAACAGGCAUGGUGAUUUCUUCUCUGCAUUGAUGAAGGCACAACCCCAGUUCCUCAAUGAUUGGAAGGCAAAGUUGUGGGCUCGAUUCUUCUGCCUAUCGGUUUAUGUAACAAUGUACCUCAAUGAUUGCCAGCGUACGGAUUUCUAUGAAGGAAUUGGGCUCAACACAAAAGAAUUUGACAUGCAUGUGAUCAUAGAGACCAACCGCACGACUGCCAGGAUCUUCCCUGCUGUGCUGGAUGUUGAGAACCCAGAGUUCAAGAGGAAGUUGGACAGGAUGGUGGAGAUCAACCAGCAGCUGAUUGCAGUUGGGGAGAGCGACGACAUUCCUGUGGUGAAGAACCUAAAGAAGAUCCCACUUAUUGCAGGAUUGGCUUCAGAGAUAUUGGCCGCAUAUCUCAUGCCUCCUGUUGAGUCUGGAUCUGUUGAUUUUGCUGAGUUUGAACCACAACUUGUUUACUGAUUGUUAUUUUUUGUACAAGUAUCAUAUCAUUACCUUUCAUGUUUAGCUUAGCUCUGCUGUCAGCUAAUGUGUGGAAGUGAGGGAACAUUGAUAUGAAGAGGAUCAUCCCUUGUACUUCUUGUAAUGAUAUAACAAUUUAUUUCAGUGCAUCCACUCAAUCAUAUAUCUUUUCAUACCA